Molecule: messenger RNA, 3879 nt
Organism: Frankliniella occidentalis (western flower thrips)
Lineage: Eukaryota; Metazoa; Arthropoda; Insecta; Thysanoptera; Thripidae
Source: RefSeq, a predicted model, not a curated record
CAGUGUUAUCACCGGCGGCCUUAGUGGCGGACGCCGUCGCCGCUGACGUCGCAUCCUCCCGGGGGGGCCACGGCGGGCACGUGCCUUGGACGGCGACGCCCUGGUCGCGCAGCAUGAGCCGUCCCGGGUGCUGGACGGCCCUGCGGCUCGCGGGGGCGGGCACCGCCGCGGGCGCGGCCUCCAUGGAGGCGGCGCGCGGCCGCGGCUGCUCGCUGUUCCGCCGGGAGACGGUGUUCGCCGUCGCCAUCCUCGCUGCCGGCGAGGCGCUGUUCUUUUUGUGGCGCCGGCGUAAACGUCGGGCGGAUGACGGUGAGGGUGACGGCGACGGCACGGUGGUGGUCUCUCUGGCCCGCGAGGCCUUGCUGCUCCUCUGGAGGCGCCGCUGGCAGGGUGACGGUGCUGGUGACGACGGCGGCAAUGGCAACGGUGACGAGGACGGCGACGGCGACCGCCACCAGAGAUUCCAAAAGAAAUUCGCCAUGGUUGCCUUAGCCGGCAAAGCGAUCCGGCAUCUGUGGCGCGUUUACCAGCGCCGCCGUCAACGGCCCAAUGCUGAUGGUGCUGGUGUCAACGGCGACGAGUUUGCUCCCGACGACGUCGUCGUUACGGAAGCCGUUGUUGACGGUGACAGCCACACAGACUUCGCCAUCGUGUCCUUCACUGGCAAGGCGCUGCCGCUGCAGAAUCUGCUGCGCCGCCUCGGCGACGUCAACGGCAAACUUGAGAACACCAUGAGCUGGAGGAGGAGGAGUCGACUCCGACACCACCGUGGACCAACAGAGGAGGAACAGCCUAUGAGAAGAGUGGGCGAUGGCGAGUCCCGCUUCGUCAUGGGGGAGGCCGACGACGUCCUCAUCCCCGAGGCUGCCUCCGAGGCCUCUGGCGUGCGUCAGCUCAUGGAGCGCCUCGUCGAGUCCCUCGUGUCCGGCGGCCUGGACGACGUCGUGCUGCUCCCCAAGGAUCCUCACCCUCAGUACGGGCGCAUUUACAGACGCCACCAGCCGCGCCUGAGGUCCGCGCUCACCUCGCUCGCCUACUCGCUGCAGAUGGCCAUGGCUCAGAAGCCCCUGGCCGAGUGCGAGACGCCGGGGCGCGCGCACGCGCAGCUCCGGGCCAUCAUCCUCGACCUGGCGCGGGACGUGGCCGCCCUGGACCGCCACCCGGGCGAGCAGGACGGCGUCGGGACGGCUGGCCUCGACGGCGUCCUCGACGCCAAGGAGGACUUCGCCACGCGCGCCUACGAGGACAUCCUGGCCACCGCCAUCGUCAACAAGGUGAUGGAGCGGUCGACGCUCCGGAACAACAACAACAACAAGAGGAAUACCAACAAUAACAACAACAAUUUCGUCAGCUCUCUCGAGGUGCGGCUCGGGUCCGUGGAGGACUCCCCCGAGAGCGGCACAUCUUCGUACAACGGGUCCUGGACCGGCUCCAGCCUCCUGGACCACUCCGUGGACGGCGACCUGGACUCGGACCCGCUGUCACUCAUGAUCGAGGAGUGCAUCGAGGAGGUGACCACCAUCACGGGCACGUCCUCGUCCUCGGCGUCGUCCUCCUCGCUGGACGAGCGCUCCGAGGGCGAGGAGCUGCCGCGCGAUGUGCCCCUCGUGCGGAGGCGGCGGCGGCGACGGAGCGCGCGGCGGCGCGGCAGCAGCAGCAGUGCCUCGCUACCGCUGCCGCCCUCCGGGCCGCCGUCCCUCAUCGCCGGCCUGUCCCUGCUCAAGCAGCGCGUGCCCUUCCCCGAGCUUGGCGUCGACAUCGUGGACGUGGAUUGGUCCUCUGGGGAGUCGGAGCUCUCCGACUCGGCAGAGGCCCAGCGCCCGGUCAACGGCCUGGACGGAGGCUACGAUGCGGAGGGUCGCCGGGCGUCGCCGCCGGACGGGGCGGAGCAGGCCGAGGAUGCUGUCGACGAGGACCGGCCGGCCAGCUGCCUGGAGCUGGUGACGCCCAUGCAGUCCUGGGAGGACAACUGGCUGUUCCAGAGCAAGCGUAUCCGCAAGCCGGCCGCGCAGUACGCACACCACCCGGUGCCCGUGCCAAUGCUGGUGCCCAAUCCCAGCGAGGACUUCCGGGCGCUCAUCGGUGACGUGGACGCCGAGGAGACCUCGGACCUGUCCGAGUGCAGCGACGACGCGCUGGAGGAGGUCGUCCUGGCCGGCAUGAAGCCCAAGGCCGAGUCCGACCAGUUCUCCGAGGACCUGAGCGUGUCCGAGGCCGCGGGCCGCCCCCUCCUGGACGGCCUGGCGGAGACGUGCAACCUGGAGCUGCUCAGGAGGGCCGCCCCCGCUCUGUCCACCGCCCCUGCUCCCAGAGCUGCACGUACCAACAGAACUGCCAACCUGGAGGGGCCUGCUUCGUCUCCGGACCGACUGUCACCGUUGAUCAGGUCGGCGGCAACGUCACCGGUCUCUAAGGGACGACAGUCACCCAACGACAUGGCCGAACGAUGGGCGCGCGACCAGGACGCCGAGAUGACCAUCCUGUACGACACGCCAACUCGGAGGGAGGCCCCCGCCAAGGACGUCCCCGUCAAGGAGAUUCCCAAGAAGGAGGUGCCCGCCAUGCACCGCGCCGUCCCCAAGCAGAAACUCGCCGUUGAUAGCAGAGCUCAGCGCUCCGUUGCCGCGGUUGCAGAGGUCGAGAAGUCAGCGGUGGAGGCCACGAGGGUCGAGCCCGUGUCGGCUGCCCCCAAAGCCACAGCUGCGACGCUGGCAGAGAGGCCAGAUGGGGCAGAAGAGAAGCCGCUGCAGCACCAGCAGGUGGAAGGGGAGCGUCAGGUUAACGGGAGGAUGAGUCCGCCUCCGGAAGUCCUGGAUAACGAGGACCUGUUCACUCCUCCUCGGCCAGGGACCAUCGCGGAACGAGAGCACCGCAAGUGGCUGGAGGCCACCCCGCUGCCGAACAACCCUUACUCGCCGGAGAACAUCGAGAGGCGGCUCAAGCAGCGGGCCAGCCUCACCGGCCAGCCGCUGCUGCCCCCGGCGCUGUCGCCCACGCCCGCCGCCGACAGCCUGCCGCCCCCCGACGACAGCUCCCUCCACAUCGCCCUCAGGGUGGACCCCGACCCCAAGAAGUACGGGCGGGAUUUCUACAUCAACUCCGGCUCCGGGCUCCGGCGCGCGCACUCCACGUCAGUGGCCGACCGGCGGAUCGGACACCUGGAGACGCCGAUCGCUCCCUGGUCGUCUGCCGUGCGCACCAACGGCGACGGCGGGUCAGAGGACUCCUCCCCAGUGCCGACGCCCUCCGUCCGCGAGCUGGCCAAGCAGUUCCUGUCCCAGCCUCCAGAACAGCCGGCGCCACAGCCGUCCCGGACCAAGUCCACCGACGCAUCCAAGGUCGUCAUCGUCGGCAAGAACGAAUCCCCGGAGGCCCCCGUCAGCGCGGAUAUUGUAAACAAGCACGACAAGAAGGCCGUCCGGCAGGUGCACAGCCUGACGGCUCGCAGCAUGUCCCGCGAGUUCCGGGAGGGACUGCGGCACCUCGCCGUGGGCCGGCCGGCCGCCGCCCCCGGGGCCCAGCCCACCAGCGCGCCGUCCUCGACGCCGGCCGGCCCGGAGCAGCACAGCGACCGGCCCGAUCCCGAGGGCGCUCGCCAGCCCGCCGAAGCCGAGUGAUCGGCCCAUUCGGACUCAUCGUCGGGACCAAACCGCAAUCAGAGAUGCCUUAUUUUUUCUCGGUGGACCGGAAGUUGAAAAGUAGGCAGAGUAUGUAUCGUUUGCAAAGGUUCGUUGUAAAUUUAAACGAUCCUCUACUUAAUUAUUAAAUUUUGGUGCAAAUAUGGCGACACCGAAAUGUCGCGGGUUAAAGUAUUAAAUAAUUUUAUACAGGCGUUUGUUUGGUGUCCUAAUUGCUCAUGUCAUAAUAAAUGAAUUAGGC